CUUCACUGCCCUAGUGCAUGCACCAUAUCGAUCGUUCAGCAUCACAUUAAUGACUUUUAAGCGCCCACUACGCCCUCGGCAGGGACCUGCCAGCCAAUCCGGUGCUGGGCAGCCCACUUCCGGAACUACUGCGGUCGCAGGCCAGGUAUCGACUACAGAUGGCACUGGAACGGUCACUUCUGAUACGAGUGCGGCGGGAUCGGGAUCGGGUGGCGGGCAGUCGAUAGCUCCAACAAGCAAUGUGAUCGGGACCACGUCCACGAGUGAGAUAUCAACCAGCUCCACUUCAGAGACAUCGACGACGACGACGUCUACCUCAUCGACGUCAACCAUAACGACCACUAGCAGCAGCUCCUCCUCCGUUACGACGUCGACGCCGAGCUCGACGUUCUCUACGACAUCUACGACGCCAUCCACAUCGUCCACGACUUCUACCCUCACCUCGACGACGUCUGUCUUCUCACCCACAACAACAACGUCUUCGACAGCGCCCACCACCUCCCAAACAGAUACAACCACAACUUUACCAUCAGUGACCACAACCUCCUCUGACUCGAGCACGACAUCUCUCACGACGAUCGUGACCUCCAUUUCAGGCCAGCUCACCACAUAUACCACCAACAUGCCUACAGCUCUCGCCACCUCUGGCUCCGGCUCUGGCCCCGGCAACAUAAACCGCACCGCCCUCAUCGCCGGCGUCACCACUUCUGCUGUCGUCCUCGCCUUCCUCGCCCUCGGUGUCGUAUUCAUAUACAAACGCGCCCAGAAGAGGCGCAUCGGGUUCAUGGAGACCAUCAAGCGGAUCAAGCGGGAGGGCAAGGGUGCUGGGGCCGUCGGUCUGCUCGACGACGAGUUUGAGGAUACGACGAGGUACAGGGACCAACCGACCACGCCAGUCUCGGUACCUCGAUCAGCCUCGCAUCCUUCUCUUCCGCGUUCUGAACCGUCGAUAUACUCCACUACUUCGGUUGUCCGGGGUGACUCGGGCAGCCUGUUCCGCGAAGAGGUGUGGCCCCCCCCUCGUGAGCCGAGUGGGCAUUCUCGCGAACCAAGCAUAGAGGAGGAUCCGUUUAGAGCUAUUAUGCCCUUGCCUCCGCCUGGAGCUGCCCAGCCUAGACGGCCCAGUCCGUUGGGUGGCGAAUAGUUUCCGUUCUUUUCUUUACCCUUGCAUUGAACUUUUUUU
This is a messenger RNA of Guyanagaster necrorhizus, 1183 nucleotides long. RefSeq lists its product as uncharacterized. The record is from RefSeq and is a predicted model, not a curated record. The transcript is spliced from 2 exons. NCBI's taxonomy places the organism in Eukaryota, Fungi, Basidiomycota, Agaricomycetes, Agaricales, Physalacriaceae. The coding region runs from base 50 to 1144 and encodes 364 amino acids.